Messenger RNA from Raphanus sativus (radish), 995 nucleotides. Its product is annotated as transcription factor bHLH27-like. Lineage: Eukaryota; Viridiplantae; Streptophyta; Magnoliopsida; Brassicales; Brassicaceae. Gene Ontology annotation, cellular component: nucleus. The coding region runs from base 93 to 884 and encodes 263 amino acids. Gene Ontology annotation, molecular function: protein dimerization activity; sequence-specific DNA binding; DNA-binding transcription factor activity. Gene Ontology annotation, biological process: regulation of DNA-templated transcription. The transcript is spliced from 5 exons. The record is from RefSeq and is a predicted model, not a curated record.
GACAGUACACUCGAAAGACAGAGAAAAGAGCAAAAGAAACCUUCCGUUUCAAGAAAGCAUCGUUUUUGCUUUUUUUUUCUGUGUGUUCAAAAAUGGAAAAUCUUGAAGAUGAGUACAAGAAUUAUUGGGAAACCACAAUGUUCUUCCAGAAUCAAGAACUCGAAUUCGACAGUUGGCCGUUGGAAGAAGCGUUCUCGGGUUCCGGCGACUCGAGUUCGCCGGACGGAGCAGCAACUUCUCCGGCGUCUUCAAAGAACGUUGUCUCAGAGAGGAACCGACGGCAAAAGCUUAACCAGAGACUCUUCGCUCUCCGAUCAGUCGUUCCCAACAUAACCAAGUUGGACAAGGCAUCUAUCGUCAAAGAUUCGAUUGACUAUAUGCAAAAACUUAUUGAUCAAGAGAAAAGAUUAGAAGCAGAGAUCAGAGAGCUGGAAUCACAAUCAAUAUUGGUAGAAAAUCCUACAAGAGAUUACGAUUGCAUCAAUAAUAAUUUCAUGGAAAAUCAGCAGCAAGAUCCCUCAUACAAUAAUGUAACCAGAUCAAAGAAGUUCAGGCAGAUGGAUUAUACUUCUGGAUCAUCAAUUGCUAGAGUACAUAAUCAAUCCCUCAUUGAAGUUCUCGAAAUGAAGGUGACGUGGAUGGGAGAGAGGACAGUGGUGGUAUGCAUAACAUGUAGCAAGAGGAGAGAAACAAUGUUGCAGCUUUGUAAGGUGUUGGAGUCUUUGAAUCUCAACAUUGUCACUACUAACUUCUCUUCCUUCUCCUCUCGUCUCUCCACCACUUUGUUCCUCCAGGUGGGUGAAGAAGAGAGGAGUACAUUAGAAACAAAGAUACAAACGGCAAUCGCAGCUUAUAAUGAUCCAAGUUGUCUUAACAACUUCUAAUUUAUUUUCUUCGUACUAAAACCUGUUCUUUCAUGCAAUAAUAUUUGUGAAGAGGCAUUGUUUGUACGAUGAUACUAUUGUAAUGGUGUUUAUUCGAGGUUUAAUUCGCAA